Molecule: messenger RNA, 3073 nt
Organism: Phoenix dactylifera (date palm)
Lineage: Eukaryota; Viridiplantae; Streptophyta; Magnoliopsida; Arecales; Arecaceae
Source: RefSeq, a predicted model, not a curated record
ACCGAUCUCAAGCCAGAUGUGGGGCAAUGAAUACCCAGAGAAAGAGAGAUAAAGGUGAUGGUUAGGGUUUAGCAAUGCUUUGAGAGAGAGGGGACUUAGAAGGGCUUGGAAGGAGAACAGCAGAAUGCUCGGGAUUUCUCCAGCUUCUUCUACUCUGAUCACUCCAUCGGCCACUAUUCUUUGCGUUUGGGCAGCUACCAGAAAAGAACCAUUUGCGAUUGUCAUAAGUUGUGUAGCUCGUGAGAAUGUUUGAACACAGCCUACAAAUGCCUUAUGGUAUCAUGACUUCGGUUAUACUGGAGGAAGACUUGGAAAUGCAGCACAUCCACGUUUCAUCACCCCUCCGCUUAAAACUGUUAGGUCUGGUUUGGUUCAUGGGAAGAAUUUUUUCUUGCUGGAAUAUUUUUUCUAGAAUUCCUAGGAAUAUGAUGCCUGUGAAAAUGGUUAGGCAUACUUGGUUAGCUAUAAAAAAGUGGUACAUUUUAGAGUGUCUUAUAUUUGGUUGAGUAUUUACUUUUCUAGAAAAGUUAUGUGUAUCUAUUAUACCCUUAAGAAAGGUAAAGACUUUAUCCAUGGAUUUUAAUGGCGUAAGAAUAGUUUUGGAAAAUUUUUUUUCUAAUUUUCAACCGGUGGAAAAGUAGCUUUUACAUGUCUCUCAUGGAUUUUUUUUCAUAAAACAUGAGAAUCUUAUUCUCAUGAGAAUGCUACCUUUUCAUCUCUCUUUUUUGAAAACUCCAAUUAAAUAAGAAGUCUUUUUUCAUUUUUUCAUUGAUCACGGUUUUUCCCUUCUUUUCCAGCAAACCAAACGAGUCCUUAGAGAAAGUAUGGUCCAUGGAAAAACAAAAAAAGAUCUUUUGUUUAGUUAGAGUUUUCAAAGGAGAGAGAUGGAAUGUAGCAUUUCCAUGGUAAUAAGAUUUUUAUGUUUCAUGAAAAAGAAAAACUCAUGAGGGACAUGAAAAAACUAUUUUUCCACUGUUUGAAAAUUGAGAUUUUUUUUCCAGAACUACCCUUAAGUUAUCAAAAUUCAUGGAUAAGGCAUUUUUCUUUAUUAAGAGUAUAAUAAAUAUAUCACAUAACUUUUUUUCCUAGAAAGUAGAUGCUCGAUCAAACAUAAGUCACUCUAGAAUGUACCGCUUUUCUAUAGUCAACUAAACAUGCCAAAACUAUUUUCCCAAGCAUCAUUUUUCUAGAAAUUAGCUUUCUAGAAAAAUAUUUCGGUGAGAAAAAAUUCUCCCCACGAAACGAAUUCUUAGAUAUUUUCCUCUCUCUGAUGGCCUGAGAAUUGCUACAUUCCUUGUGGGCACUAUGCAGUGAGAUUUUUCUUUGCUCUUGUUAAAGAUCCUAAUCUUGAGAGGGAGCCUCUUUUCGAUAUAUCAGUCGAGGGAACCCAAAUUUGUUCUCUGAGAUCAGGUUGGAGCAAAAUGAUGACCAAUCAUUUGCUGAAGCUCUAGUUUUUGUUACGGAUACAUCCGUACUGGCUUGUUUUCAUACCACUGGUCAUGCAGAUCCAUCCAUCCUUUCGAUCGAAAUUCUUCAGGUUGAUGACAGAGCAUAUUAUUUUGGUCCAUCAUGGGAUAAAAAAACAGUACUUAGAACAGCUAAAAGAUUGACUUGUGGUUCGGGGAAGCCAGCAUUUGAUGAAGAUUAUAAUGGCAACCAUUGGGGUGGUGACAGAUUUUGGUUAGGAAUGUCAUCUUUUGCAGCAGGCUCCAAUCAAUCUAUAUCAACAGAAAAUAAAAUUGCCCAAGCAUCAAUUUCGCCGAACUUCUACUGAGAAAAGCUUUAUCAGUCAGCAGUUGUGAGCACUGAUAGGCGGCCUGAUUUAUCAUUUCGAAUGGAGGUGGAUCCAAACAAAAUAUAUUCAAUUUGGCUUCACUUUGCUGAAAUCGAUGCCAAAAUAAAAAGAAUUGGAGAGAGGGUCUUUGAUGUACUGGUAAAUGGUGUGUUGCAUUUAAAUAUAUUGACAUUAUUCUCAUGAUUGGGGAACGUUAUACAGCUCUUGUGCCGAACAAAACUGUUUCUGUGAAUGAAGGAGCCUAACAAUAACCUUGCACCCUGAAAAUGGACGUCACGUUAUCAUCAAUGCAAUUGAGGUCUUUGAGAUUGUCACAGCAGAGCAAAAGACUGUGGCAGAAGAAGGAAUUUGAAGGUCAUUGGUCGAUGUUUGGACUGGGAUUUGAAAUGGACUUGUUAUGCUGGUGCCAUCCUAAUAAUAGUGCAGACCAACCUACAAAUGAAGAUAAAAAUUUGUGCCAGGAACUUGCACAGGAAAUUCGUGAAAAGGAACCAUCUCAGAUAGGAGACCUCUUAUACAACCAACUAAAUUGCUCAAUUCCGGAAAGCCUUGGCCAGCUGACUUCAUUGCUGAUAUUAGUUCCAGCCAGUCUUGGAGGAAGACCUCUUCAUAGGGCUAGUUUCAACUUUACUGGUAAUGGAGGUCUAUGUGGAAUUCCUGGGUUACGAACAUGUGGGCCCUAUCCAUCUGUCUCUGCUAAGGUUGGCAUCGCAUUUGAGGCUUUGGUUGCAUUUUUACUGGUACUAGGCUGUUUAGCAUGCUGGUGGAAACGGAGGCAGAACAUCCUUGGAGCUCAGAAGAUUGCUGCUGCAAGGGAAGCACUAUAUGCUAAUAGGGCAAAGACUCGCCUAACACGGGAUGUGCAAACGAUCAAGCAUCAUCAUGCGCAUGAUCAGUCUCGAAAUCCUGCCGAGAGCGGGUCCCAUUUACUCAAUUGACUGGAUCACUUGUUUAUAUUGAUUUCUUCACUGUUUUUUUUUUUAAUUUUUCCCCUUUAUUGUGUUUACAGCUUGUCUUCAACCUGGGAGAUGUUUUCUCAUGGUACAGCUGUGCUAAAGCUGGUAUUCCUUUUCUCUUUUUUGAAAGUACCAAGUCAAUGUUGUAGUCUUGUAGACUUGAUGAAUAUGAGUUAUAACCUGCCUAGAUUAAGUUGAAGAAUCAUGAGGCAGAAUCUUGGCAAAGCAAAUUGUAAAUAAGACAUCCAUUUAUAUACUUUGUCUCUUUUCUCUGGCAGCUAUACUUGGAAACACUAUAAUAGCAAACUUUUCUCUAUGUUUA